This is a messenger RNA of Capsella rubella, 1386 nucleotides long. RefSeq lists its product as uncharacterized. The record is from RefSeq and is a predicted model, not a curated record. The transcript has 6 exons. Bases 1 to 1386 code for a protein of 461 amino acids. Lineage: Eukaryota; Viridiplantae; Streptophyta; Magnoliopsida; Brassicales; Brassicaceae.
AUGACGACCGAGGGCGACGCUAGGGUUUUGGGAGGCGGAGAGCAAGACGCUACUAUGGUUGAUUGUGAGGAGAAGGGGAGACCACCGGGCGAUCCCCCGGAUCGGUCAUGGGUACAGAAGGUGGUUGGUAGUGUUGGUGGAGGGUUACCAGUUCUGUGGAGGUCCAGAGGUUCUGACGGCUAUGAAUGGGAUGUGUACAAAGUGUAUGACUGUGAAGGUGUUAGGCAGACAUGUUUCUCUCCCGGUGUUGACUCGGAAGCUGAAAGAAUUAUUCGGUUUGAGAAGGAGGAGGAGUUUUUGGCAGCACUAACUGGUGGUCCGUGGCGGGUGUUUGGGAGUCACUUGACCGUCCAGGCUUGGGUUUGGAAGGCCGAUAAAGGUUUACCUCAGUACGUUGUGAGAGCGAGAUUCGCUCGAAUUUGUGUGGAAGUUGAUUUGACACGUCCACUUAAAGAAACAGUCAUGGUGAAUGAUGAAAGAUACUAUGUUGCGUAUGAAGGUUUAAUGAACAUAUGUUCGGGGUGUGGAAUGUACGGUCAUUUGGUGCAUGCGUGUCCACAUGGGGCUAAGGAUAAAUCGAUUGUUGACCCUCGGAGGAGGAAGGCGGUACCAUUGGCUAAUAAGGCUAUGAAUACGGUGGGUGAAGUGGAUAAAGGUGGUGUUAGCCACCGGCAAAGUUUGGGGAACGAGAAAGUGCCGGUUGUGACGAUAUCGAACAAUUUUGGUGACUUGGAGGUGGAUAUGGAAAGCGAAGGUCUAAGGCAAGAAGGAGAUAUUCGGGAGGAAAAUAAGGAGAAUGAGAUUAUUCCGAAUCAGAACAUUAAUGGGGAUGAUGGCGUGCAAGGAAAGUUAGUCGUGUUUGGCAUGACAGAAGCCACGAAGGCAAGUGGGCCGAGUGGAGGUUGUAAGGAGAUAAGGACUGGGCCGAACAAGAAUGUGGUGGGUAAUGGACUGAGGCCCAACUUGCCAAAAUUGGCAAAGCCGACACGGGGUUUGGUUUUUGGUCUGGUACGAGGUGAGUUACAAAUGUCCGUUAAAGGGAAACGACUGCGAAUGGAUAAGGGCACAGUUGGUCGACCUGGAGCGAUCUUUGAGACCCAUGCGGCGGGUGAUCGGGCAAGUCGGAUCUGUCACGGUUUGGGUUUCGAGAAUUCCUUUCGGGUUGAUGCAGCUAGGCAGAGUGGUGGUUUGUGGCUUCUUUGGAGAAAUGGAAUUGGGACUGUGGAUGUUGUACAUUUGACAAAACAGUUUAUUCAUGCUACGGUUGUGAAUGGGACGGAGAUGGUUAAUGUCAUUGUCGUCUAUGCUGUGCCAUCAGCAAGCCGACGAAGUGGGUUAUGGAUUAGUCUGAGCCACGUGAUCCGUGGAGCUAUGGUCUGGUGGUGA